Pogona vitticeps (central bearded dragon) is the source of this 1428-nucleotide messenger RNA. RefSeq names its product alcohol dehydrogenase 1. The record is from RefSeq and is a predicted model, not a curated record. Gene Ontology annotation, molecular function: zinc ion binding; all-trans-retinol dehydrogenase (NAD+) activity. Gene Ontology annotation, cellular component: cytosol. Lineage: Eukaryota; Metazoa; Chordata; Lepidosauria; Squamata; Agamidae. Gene Ontology annotation, biological process: retinoic acid metabolic process; retinol metabolic process.
AUCUUUAGCUGAAAAGGGAACUUGAUUUUUAUUUUAGAUUCUCUUUUCUCUCAGCUGUUCAGAUGAACUUUCACUACAUACUUUGUGAGGCAUUGAAGACCUUUGUAUCACAGCUCCUAACAGGACCUCCCCUCUCCCUGCUCACUUAUCAUAGAUUAUGAAAUGUGUGUGCCACAUGGGUUGAUAUAAAAAGUUUUCUGGUUAUCUUUGUAUUCUUGUCAGAGCCAAAGGGAUCAGCAUAAGUCUUUUGAAAAAGACUGCAGAGAGAAAGUCACGAUCCUGGCACAGAUGGCAACUGCAGGGAAGGUCAUUAAAUGCAAGGCAGCGAUAAUCUGGGAAGCUGGCAAAACGCCUUCUGUUGAAGAGGUGGAGGUGGCACCUCCAAGAAGUGGUGAAAUCAGAGUGAAGAUAGUGGCUACUGGGAUCUGUCGAACUGAUGAUCAUGUCCUGAAAGGUUUUUUCCCUAACAUAAGCUACCCAGUUAUUGCAGGCCAUGAAGGAGCUGGAAUUGUUGAGAGUGUUGGACCAGGAGUCACCUGUGUAAAGCCAGGUGAUAAAGUAAUUCCUCUUUGCCUGCCUCAGUGUGGAGAAUGUGACUGCUGCUUGAGUCCAAAAACUAAUUAUUGCCUCAAGAACCACUUCCAGGGAUCUUUUCAAAACUGGAUGCCAGACAAGACUAACAGGUUCACCUGUAGAGGAAAACAGGUUUAUCACUUCCUGUGGACAAGUACCUUCUCUGAAUACACAGUUUUGCCUGAAGCUUCCAUUGUAAAAAUCAGUGAUGAGGCUCCGCUGGAUAAAGUCUGCCUCUUUGGCUGUGCCUUCCCCACUGGUUAUGGUGCUGCUAUCAAUACCGCUAAGGUUGAGCCUGGUUCUACCUGUGCCAUCUUUGGCUUGGGAGGUAUUGGUCUGUCUGUUGUCAUUGGCUGCAAGACAGCCGGAGCAUCGAGGAUCAUUGGGGUUGACAUCAACAAGUCCAAAUUUGCAAAAGCCAAAGAAUUAGGAGCCACUGAGUGCAUUGCUCCUCAAGAUUUCAAGAAGCCCAUCAAUGAGGUGCUCAUGGAGAUGACUGGUCUUGGUGUGGAUUAUGCAUUUGAAGCGAUUGGACGUAUUGACACAGAGGCCACUGCCCUCUCAUCCUGUCAUGCUGGUCAUGGAGUCUGUGUGCUGAUUGGGGAACCCCCUGCAGGAUCCCAGCUUUCCAUCACUCCUAUUCAGCUCAUAUCAGGGAGGAAACUCACAGGCUGUUUGGUUGGAGGCUGGAAGUUGAAAGAUGCUCUCCCUAAACUAGUUUCUGAUUACAUGAACAAGAAAUUUAACACAGAUACCUUAAUAACUCAUGUACUGCCCUUUGAGAAAAUUGGUGAAGGCUUUGAGCUGCUACAAACUGGGAAAAGUAUCCGCUGUGUCUUGUUGUUUUAACCCAGC